UUGGUAGCAGUUCAAAAUCCUGACGCGUCAGUGACAAAUCCUGAUGCGUCAGGUGCGGAUUUCAAAAGGAUUUUUUAGGAGUUUUUGCGAUUUUCAAGAAAAGGGAUAUGAAGAAGAGUUCAACAAUCAGAAUGUCCAUGUUUUGCCCAGACGAUCCAACAACACCAUUUGGAAUGAUGGACAGAAAUGUCACCACCAGAAGGAGAGGUCCAAAGUCCAGCAAAAAGAGUGCAAGCUCCAGUAAGCUGUCACUGCGCCGACCGGAGCCGGUAGCCGGCCCUCCCUCCGACCAGGAGAACGCGCCGCCGCUGACACCGCGCCGCCAGGGCCGCCGCCUGUUCUCCCAGCCGGAGAUUGUCGAGAUCGAGCCGGUCGCCGAGCCGCCGCCGCCCCCGCCGCCGCCCGUGGGUCUGCCGAAGGCCCGGCCGCCUCUCAGACCGACGGUCGUUCAGCAGAGUAACACACAGGAGUCGGGACUGAUGGAGGGAUGUCGACGAAAGGAGGCUCCCGAACGAUUCGCGGCACCACGACUGUGUGAAGAAGCUGAGGAGAGGAAGCUGGAGACGGACGCUCUACUGCAGAAAAUGACAGAGAUGUCGCUGUCAGAGGCGCCCGCGCCCCGUGGUGCCGUGGAUGGUGGCGAGCAGUCAACGGCAACUCCAGCAGAUGAGGAAGCGGACACAGUCGAGAUGGCUGACAGAAUACCGGCGGCGGCCGAGUCUUCGGAUUGCAGGUGUACGCGGGCACCACCACGGCGGUCGGGGUCAUAUACGGCACCGGGCCAACCGACAGACGUGCCCUCUCCCACCAGAAGUGAGUCACGGAGCGUGGAGAACCCGGUACCAGUGACCGCGGCGGAGUCCGAGCCACGCCAGCCAUCCUCAGACUCUUUCGUCUCAGCGGCGUCUUCUCCCGUGGUGGGUCGACCGGCCGCCGCCCGCACUCCCGCUGUUCGCGCCGCUCCUCCGGCCAUAGCUGCCUCCCCUGUACCCGACUCUGUCAGACGCUCUGACUCUGACUCUGACUCCGGUUCCGAGCGCAGUCUGCCCUACUUCACCCCUCGGCGUCCGGCGCGGCACCGAGCGCCUGCCGCCGUCCAGGAGAACUCCAGUUCGUCGGACGAGGCCAGCGAAACCGGCGGCGGCAGGCAGGCGCCGCUGCUGACUCGAGCCCUGCGCCGACUGCCAGCCACCACGUCCACCCCUGCGCCGGGUGUGACGGCUGGCUGGCGGCUGGACGCCACUGGGAUGCCCUCACCGGUAUUGGAGGCAGAUCCGACGCCGUCGCCGCCUCUUGCGCGGCUGAAUAAGGUAGGGUUACCGCAGAAGGCUGAAGGGGUGCUGCCAGGUGGUGUGGCGUCUAAAGCAGGCGGAGAGAGACAUGGAGCGAACACCGCCGCGGAACAGUCGCGAGCGGGCUCGUCUGUCAUCAUGGGGGAGUACCGGAGAGGGGCAGCUCCCGCCGCGCAGCGCACGCUCGCGGAGGAGACCUCGGAGGAUUCCUCGCCGUCGGUGGAGCUGGUGACCGCGCCCGCUCGCCGGCAGAAGACAGCGCGACCGGUCGAGUCGUCACCAUCACCAGUCAGGGAGCCGCCCCCGCCGGCGGUCAGGCAGCCUUCCCCUUCUCCGCCGGUAGCCGUCCCGGCAGUGGCGGCCCGCGCUCCCCUGCGCGCCCCGGCGGCGGGAGGAGGGCGGCCGGCGGCGUCACCGGCGGCCCGUCCGCCGCGACUGCCGCCCGGAGUCUCGGCGGCCGUGGACGUGGCGCGCUGGCUGGAGGAGAGUCCGCUGCUGUCGGCCGUCUCGGAGGAGUCAGAUGUGGUAGUGAUCGACUCGGACCACGAGUGGGACGACUCGGACCUGCUCAGCGUGUCUGAACGCGCCGCCGCCGCGCUGGUGGAGCCCGACUCGGGCCUCGGGCCGCCGCCGCCGCCGCUCAGGAGCGGCCGGGUGCGGCCAGAGAGGUCGCCACAGGCGCCGCCGCCGCGCAACCCUCGUCGCCAGUCGUCCGGCUCGUCGGCGUCAGAGGACGAGCUCGAGAAAUUCAAACGCCAGUUUGUGACCCCUCGAAAGGCGCGCGAGCCGUCACCGUCCGAUGGCGAGGACAAUUUCAUUGACGACGGCUCGAUCAGCUCGGACGACUCCAGCUACCAUCGCGCUGUGGCUACCGACUCGGCCGCCAGGCGAACACCACGUGUGAACCCCCAGAUUCGGGCCAGCGAUGAGUCUCUGGAGGCUGCCGAGACGACUCCCGAGGAGCAGCCAUUCCUGCCUCCUCCACCGAGACAGGUGCGUCGACGGCCGGCGGGCUCGACGCGUCCGACCCCCACCCCGCAGAAGGGCGGCACGCUCAGCUUCAUGUCGUCGCUGGCUUCUCACCUAGUGGAAGGCGCCCGGCGACACCCAGAGGCUGCAGCGUUUGUCGGCAAGUUCAAGAGCCGUCGCCUGGAGCUGGCCAGGAGGCUGUUUGACAUGGUGAACUCGGAGGUGUUUGACAGCAAGCUGCCCCCCGACAUGGAGAUCAAGUUCAACAAGCGGAUGCUGCGCACGGCCGGCUAUUGCUACAGCCGACAGGCGGUGUCCGCGGGCCCGGACGGCGCCGCCGGCCGCUCAGCGCGCGUCGAACUCUCCGAGAAGGUGGUGGACAGUGCCGAGCGACUGAGGGACACGCUGGUGCACGAGCUGUGCCACGCGGCCGCCUGGGUGGUGUCCGGCUACCGGGGCGGCCACGGUCCCGUGUGGCGCGGCUGGGCGGCGCGCGUGCAGCGCCGCUUCCCAGAGCUGCCGCCAGUGACGCGCUGCCACAGCUACCAGAUCCACUGCAAGUACACCUACCGCUGCACCGGCUGCGGGUACAGCUUCGGCAGACACUCCAAGUCGCUGGACGUGACGAGGAAGGUGUGCGGCCGCUGCCGGGGCGUGUUCGAGUGCGUCCUGACGGCGCGCCGGGGCGAGGAGGGCGGUGGGGGAGCGACCCCGGCCACACCGCGCGCCGCCGCGCCGUUCGCUCUGUUUGUGAAGGAGCACUACAGCGCUAUGAAACGCUCCGCUGGCACCGGCACCAAACAUGCCGAUGUGAUGCGACUGCUCGGACAGAAGUUUGCGGAGACCAAAAUCAGUCAGGCUAAAGCGAAGGCGACAGAAUGCGAGGACUUUUAGCGGGUGGAUACGAAUUCGUGGAUUGACGUUGCAAUUCGACUGACGCAAUGAAAAUGACUCGAGACGAUCGGCCUACGAAACACGAUUGGCCGUUUGCUCACGACCGAUACGAUCGCAGAUACGAUUUAUAUCACUCACCGACUCGAUCUAUGUUUUGGAUAGAUCAUGCUUUUGGGUUCUAUUGGGACCGAUUGUAAUUCGGUUCGAUCUUUUUUACCGACCCGACAUAACGACUGAUUGUUUCAUAGCACGUAUCUUAUUUUAUAAAUGAAAAUUACCGUCGGUCAUAUAUGUAUUUGACUCUUCUUAUAAUUAGCCGUGUUUUGUAACGUAAGGGUAAUAUUUUGGUGAUCGUCAUGGUCAUAGGGGGUUCUUGACAGAGUAACGCCGUAUCACCCACCUUCACCGCUCUAUUUCUUCCGUAGACUGUGCAUGUGUGCCUUUGUGUGAGCGCGGUCAUGUUUGAGUGUGCAUUUGUGCUUGAUACGGCCUUCACUGCCAAAUGGGGUCUUGGGGUGUGUAAAAAGUGUGGCCCUGUUGGCACUAGUAGGUGUGUCGUAUGUACCACAAGGCGCCCUAUCAGCGGAGCAGUGUCGUUUAGAGCGACUUUACUGCGAUCUCGAGAAGCCAGUGACUGUCGCAUAUCAAAGCUCGGCUGUUUUGACAAGGCCGCGCAUUGCCCUAGCUCCAGCGACUCGGGGGAACUUGCCUGUGUGCGAUGUUCGUAUAAGUUUACGACAUUGCCAUCAAACGCUAGACAACGCGUAUGAUUGAUACCUGUUUUAUGAACGAAAGUGGAAACAAAUUUAUGACAAGUAAAUUAAAUGAGACAUCGAGUUUUAUUUUUUGUGACAUAUCAACCACCGUCGACCGUUAUCCCUACUCAAUCUGUAUUUGCCUGCAGCGUUCUCCAUCCUCUAUUAUUUAUUGGAAUACUAUUGGACUUUUAGGCUAUGUUGCUGAAGUGUGCUGAUGUCGAAAUGCUCUCAUGGUGGCUCCUGUGCUGGGAUAUAAAGCUGCUGUUUUGUAAAUACAACUUUCCUAGUGGAUAAACGAAA
Amphibalanus amphitrite is the source of this 4213-nucleotide messenger RNA. Its product is annotated as nucleolar and coiled-body phosphoprotein 1-like. The transcript has 7 exons. Gene Ontology annotation, cellular component: nucleus. The record is from RefSeq and is a predicted model, not a curated record. Bases 108 to 3155 code for a protein of 1015 amino acids. NCBI's taxonomy places the organism in Eukaryota, Metazoa, Arthropoda, Thecostraca, Balanomorpha, Balanidae.